Molecule: messenger RNA, 1598 nt
Organism: Gossypium raimondii (Peruvian cotton)
Lineage: Eukaryota; Viridiplantae; Streptophyta; Magnoliopsida; Malvales; Malvaceae
Product: purple acid phosphatase 17
Exons: 6
Coding region: 502-1521 (339 amino acids)
Molecular function (GO): ferrous iron binding; acid phosphatase activity; ferric iron binding
Source: RefSeq, a predicted model, not a curated record
UUGGAGUAAUUUUCAAUAAAAUCUUUUCCAUUAAAUUGUGUCUAAAAUUAGUGAAUUUAAAGCUGUUUUGUUGUUUCAUUAUGACAAUUACAACUAAUCAAAAUAAAUUAUCAAUCACGGAAUAAUAAGUGAAGUAUAUUCGAAAUUAGAUUAGGAUAAAUUAGACUAUCAUUGAAUAUGAGUUAAUAAAAAACAAUAUUAAUGGACAAGGAAUUGACAAAUAAACCCUUUGAAAUUUGGGGAAAUAAAAUAAGAAGCAUAAAUCAGAUGAAAAAUUGGAGUCUAAAAUAUAGGAUGAAAAUUUUACGGCUAAAAUUAGAUGAGUGCUAAAAAAUACUUAAAAAAUGAGAGGCGUCACCUUCAUCACAACCGAAUAUUCCAGGGUUUUGCAUGAGUUCAUCGCUGCAAUGUUCGGGAAAAUAAUUUGUUUCGAUGGGAAUAAAAUGACUCAAAAGCUUUGGCAUUGAAAACCUUAAUGAUUUAAGCAAGGAGAAAGAGAGGAUGGGUAAUCAAUGUCAAUGGCAUCUGUGGUUUGUGUUGGCGAUAACAUGCUUUGUGAGUCAAAAUUAUGUAGCAGGGGAGCUUGAGAGAGUUCAUCUGAAGGCGCAGCCGAGGAACGGCAACAGCAGCAAAGGCGAUGGUUUCCUUGGCUUUUUGGUGGUCGGUGAUUGGGGUAGAAAAGGGGCUUUUAAUCAAUCACGAGUUGCAUUCCAGAUGGGAAAGAUCGGAGAAAAAUUAAAGAUAGAUUUUGUGGUAUCGACGGGAGAUAAUUUUUAUGACAAUGGGUUGAACAGCCAACAUGACCCUGCGUUCCUACAAUCCUUCACUAAUAUUUACAAAUCCAAGAGCCUGCAAACCCACUGGUUCAGCGUUUUGGGGAACCAUGAUUAUAGGGGUGAUGCAGAGGCUCAAUUCAGUCCUUUUCUCCGACAAAUUGACUCCAGAUGGUUUUGUUUACGAUCCUUCAUCGUCAAUGCUGAUUUGGCUGAGAUCAUCUUUGUGGAUACCACACCUUUGGUGAAGAGUUAUUUUCUAAACUCAGACAAUCACACUUAUGACUGGCGCGGUAUAAUACCUCGCAAACGCUACAUUACAAAUCUAUUGAAGGAUGUGGAGUGUGCAUUGAGAGAAUCAACCGCAAAAUGGACGAUAGUUGUAGGACACCAUGCAAUUAGAAGCAUUGGGUUCCAUGGUGACACCGAGGAACUCGUAAACUACCUCCUCCCUAUUCUCAAGGCUAACAACGUUGAUUUUUACAUCAACGGCCAUGAUCAUUGCCUGCAACACAUCAGUGACACUAACGGCCGCAUGGAGUUCCUAACAAGUGGAGCAGGGUCCAAGGCAUGGAGGGGAGACAUGAAGAAACAAAGGAGAGAGGGACUAAGGUUCUUCUAUGAUGGCCAAGGCUUUAUGUCUCUUCAAUUGUCCCAAUUUGAUGCCCACAUUGCCUUUUAUGAUGCUUACGGCACCGUUUUGCAUACUUGGAAUGUGUGGAAACCCAUUUUUCACUCAUCCAUGUAACUAAAAAUAUUCACGAGACCAGUUGAACUGAGUUAUUGUAUGUUAUUAAUACAAAACGUUUAUUUAAACUUGAUUUA